This is a messenger RNA of Chanos chanos (milkfish), 1785 nucleotides long. Its product is annotated as peroxiredoxin-like 2A. The transcript is spliced from 7 exons. Gene Ontology annotation, molecular function: antioxidant activity. The record is from RefSeq and is a predicted model, not a curated record. Lineage: Eukaryota; Metazoa; Chordata; Actinopteri; Gonorynchiformes; Chanidae.
UAAUACCGUACUCAGGACACAGGACCAAGACAACGACGUGACAAAUAACUAGCUGUACUAAGGAGUGUUUUACCUGCUCUGUGAAGCUGGCUUUACCUAAGUGUGGGUAGAGAGAAUGGCCCUUUGUCAAGCAGGGCUCAAAACCUCAGGAAGUUAUUUUCUUUCUCUUUAUUAUGUGUCAUCACAAAGGGUUUAUCAAAGUGCCAAACUCACUGUAAACAGACGCUCACUGAUUAGAGGGUCUUCCUCAGGCCUGCAUCAGAGCGCUGCCAGACAAAAUACAGAUAAGAAAUGCCACAUUUCCACCAAGCAAAUCUACCCUAGACUUUUAUCUCGGAACAUCUCGAGAUGCCAGCCCAGUGUUAUGACGUUGAUGUGUCCUCCUCCUGCGGAUGUGGGAAUCCGCCGUGCUGUUUCCACGUCUCAGAGAGGUUUCGGAGUUUCCUCAGAGGGUGGCAGAGAUUCCCCUCAGGCCUGUAGAGACCGGCAGAGCAGAGAAGACUACAUUAACAAACAGAGAGAAUCACCUGCUGUCCUGGAGGGAGAGCUUCUUGCUAUGGGCAUGUGGUCCCUGGGCCUGGGGGCUGUGGGAGCAGCCAUCGCUGGCAUCUUCCUGGCAAACACUGACAUUUUACUGACCAAACCAGAGCAGGCCACUCUCCAGUACCUGGAGGAUGCGGACCUCAAAAGCACAGGAGAGGAUGAGAAGUCUUUUAAAGCCAGGACUCUGUGGGAGAACACGGGUGCAGUCAUCAUGGCUGUACGGAGGCCCGGAUGAUUUUUGUGCAGAGAGGAGGCCUCUGAGCUGUCCUCUCUGAAGCCCCAGUUGGAUGAUCUUGGGGUUCCUCUCUAUGCCGUAGUGAAAGAGAACAUCGGCACAGAAAUACAGGACUUCAGACCAAACUUUGCUGGGGAAAUCUUCCUGGAUGAGAAGCAAUGUUUCUAUGGGCCACAGCAGAGGAAAAUGGGUGGCCUGGGCUUCAUCCGUCUGGGUGUUUGGCAAAACUUCAUCCGAGCCUGGAAGUCUGGUCACCAAGGCAACAUGAAUGGAGAGGGUUUUAUCUUGGGUGGGGUUUUUGUCAUCGGAUCAGGGAAACAGGGCAUUCUUCUGGAGCACCGGGAGAAGGAGUUUGGAGACAAAGUCAGCACUGAUGCUGUUUUAGAUGCAGCUCGAAAAGUUAUUGUGGAAAAAUAAAUGAUAGUUUGUUAUUUGUUAGACUGACAUAUUUGGUAAUAGAUGUGUUUUAAGAACAAGGAUUGUUAAGAGUGAGAAAUGAAUGAUUUAAGUAUUUCACAUAGAUAAAUCCAUCUUCAUAUACAGCAUGAUUCCUCAUGAGAGCAUUUUCUCCAUUCAUCUGAAGUGUUAAAUAAGAGGCGUCAUCACGCUACGUUAAGAUCCAGUAAUGCUGUGAAUGUUAUAAACUUUACCACUGUUGAAUUCUCAGUGAAGUCCAGAAUCCUGCUGAAAAUAAUAAUAUGUUCUAGAUGUAUUGCCUCUAUAUACGAUACCAGUUUUCAUUCAGGUACUUAAUAGCACUACAUUAAGAACCUUGUACGUUAUGACGUGCUGUUCCAUAUCUGCUCAGUGCCCGUUGGCUGUGCACUGCCGUACUGGUUACCUGGAUUGUGUGUGUUUCAAUGAUGGUCUUGCUCAAAACUCUGUCAGGGGAGAGCUGACUUGAAGCUUUACAUGCACAUUCCUGGUAACUAGUGUUUGUUCAGUUAGCAGCCGAAGGGGACAGAGGCAGAUCUGCCAGCAACAAUAAACAGACCUCAUGAAACACC